This is a messenger RNA of Alternaria ethzedia, 2418 nucleotides long. RefSeq lists its product as uncharacterized. The coding region runs from base 1 to 2418 and encodes 805 amino acids. The transcript is spliced from 3 exons. NCBI's taxonomy places the organism in Eukaryota, Fungi, Ascomycota, Dothideomycetes, Pleosporales, Pleosporaceae. The record is from RefSeq and is a predicted model, not a curated record.
AUGUUAGUCACAGCCCAAAUCGAAGAGCUGCCUCGGGUUGCCGAUCUGGUAACAAUGAAGCAGUGUUCCCCUACGAUCACCAAUCCAGAAUCGAGGGUUGUGGACGUAAGAGUACGUCUAGGUGGAAGAUUCCUGCAGCGAAGUCGGGCCAAUCACGAGGACUCAGUCGAUAUCGAACAUCCAGUUCGUGUGGAUCAAGAAGCGAACCCAAAGUGGAAAGAUGGCCAGCUUUGCUGGGAGGCCAAGGGGAAAUGUGCUCAAGUCUACGCAGAAGCAAAGACCAAGCUACUGAGAGAGUUAGACCAGUCUCAACGAGAGUCUUUCUGUGAGAUUUGUGUGUCACUUUUUAUGGUAGGAAAGACGCCUCGAAAAGCGAAACCUAUGAUCAUAAUUUCCAGCGAAGACAAACGAUCACGGGAAGAAGCCAAGAGAGCCAUCACCAGAAGCGGCGUUCUGGCGGAUCUUGGCUUCGAGAUCGGGGUGCUUAAGUACCUCCCAUCAGGCCCCACUCAUCCUGCCGCCGGAUCACCUAGCGAAGCAUGUUGGGAUUCAGCAUCAGAAUCCGAAGGAUGGGAUUCAGAUACUUGGAAAGAGAAGACGCCUGAUCCUUCUUUCCACCCGAAUACGCCUGUCUCUUCAUCUGCCUACUAUGAUUCUAAACAGGGGCUACGAAUCACCGGAAUGCCCAUAUACGUCAAGACAGCAGAUGGUCGAUCAAGAAUGGGAACAGCCAAUGUCGUGCACAACGGAUCCAAAUACGGUUGUAUUACUGCAGCCCAUAUUUUCGGUCGUCUGCAUCAAAGCCCUUCUUCGAUCGAUGAUGACGAAGAUGAUCUCGGUAUACCAUUCGACAGCGACAGUGAUAGUGAGGACAGCGAAGACGAUUUGAACGAAAAGACAUCUUUCGCUGGGGCCCUGUUGUCAGGCUCAGUAAGAUCAAGACAAUCUAACGUCUUGCACGGAGAUGGUUUUGGUCUCGGGGGAGCUACUGGGCCUAGCGAUCUCUCUGAAGUCUCGAUAGAUCUGCCGCAUGGUCUGGCCUUACUUGGUCAUCUGGAGCCUGACCAGGAGCCCGAAAAGUCUUUGGAUUGCGCUAUCAUAACCAUCGAUGACCCUGGGCUUCAACGGACGCUCGACAGGACCAGAGUUCUCAAGGAAAACAAUGUCUCUCAUAUGUCGAGUUCUACAGCCGAGCCUAAGCCUUCGAUGGCUACAGCAUGGACCACUCAUGGUCCUAUUCAUGGUACUCUCAACAAAGUACCUGUUCUCAUGCGUCUACCAGGGAGCAUGUCGUUUCAGUCUGUAUACACCUUUGUGUACGAAGGUGAGAUCAAGCGUGGCGAUUGCGGAUCACUAGUCCACGACACUACUACUAGAGCACUGUACGGCAUGGUCAUCGCUGCUGCCGACAGGCAGCCCAUUGCUUACAUAAUAGCGGUGAAGGGAUUGAUGAACCAUGUCGCGAACGCAGGAUGGCAUUUGCUGGAUGCCAAUGAUGACUAUAUGCACUCUAGCGACAUCCAUGACGAAGCUGCGGAUAUUCAGACAGGACAUAUUUCUUCGACGGCUCCUUUAUCGAUAGACAAUCUUGAGUCAAUAUCAUCGCAACCGAACAAAUUCCAGACAGCUACACCCGAAGCACUAUCGACAGCAACAAACAACUCCCAAUCGGUCUCCUUGCCAACACGAAUAUUUGGAGUGGAAGAAUCACUAGCCAGAACUACUCAAGCCGUGUCUGGACAAGCACAUCUUACCGGGACAUCACAUCUUGGGCAACCACAGCCUGAAUGGAGCGCCCAAUUUGGGAAAUAUCUUGUCACCCUAUGGAAUGUACAAUAUGGACGCUACUACUGGCAGCACUACAUUGAAGUCCUCUUCACUGAGCCAGCAGGUGCCAACGCCCUGACCGGGCUGAAUCCCAUGGCCGACUACAACACGAGCCUGUCUAUGGUCAAAUACAAUGAAUACGUAGAUACCCAAAUACGGAGGUUCAUCGUCACGAAACGUAAACGCGAGUUCUUCUUCGCUGUUCCUAUCUUCACCUAUUACGGUCAAGCUACCACGAAGCAUGGAGUGGCUGCUGACGAACAUGCCAUUGCAUAUUCAUUCGGACAGCAACCGCAACUUGUACAUGGUGAAGCGCCAUUGCGGAAGUCUCCCAUCCCGAUUGUGAUGGAAGAAAAUAACAAGGCAUUAGCCUAUGCCUCCAGGAUCUUCUUCGCCGUUCAUCACCCGAUUCAAUACAAUGUCAAGGUCAAAAAUCUCGGUCACGUGCAUCCCGAUUAUCUACCCACCUUCCUUGGAUACUGGAACCAGGAGAACAGCGACUCAAGACAAGACAUUGAUAUCACCGCGGAUCAAGGUCGCGUGGACGAAGUUCAAGGUCAUGAGACCCAGGAUCCCGUAGACAUGUAUUAA